Penicillium subrubescens is the source of this 1263-nucleotide messenger RNA. RefSeq lists its product as uncharacterized. The record is from RefSeq and is a predicted model, not a curated record. Bases 1 to 1263 code for a protein of 420 amino acids. The transcript is spliced from 4 exons. Lineage: Eukaryota; Fungi; Ascomycota; Eurotiomycetes; Eurotiales; Aspergillaceae.
AUGAAGUUACCGGAGGAAUUUCCCUACUGCUUCUGGCACCCAGAUGUCCCAGCUGAACAGACUCUCCGUGAUCUGCUGGAGCGAUACCUUAGGAAAGACCUAUUGCGAUACCAGAUCGGCCGAGCAUGCGCUGCCGGAGGCUACACCUCACUCUACCUUGGGCUGGACUUGUUGCCGGAUGUCGCCAUUGCAGAGGUAGCUCGCGACAAUCUGGCCUCCGGGCAAGCAAUCUACGAGAGCAUCAUCGCAAGCCCGACCAGGUGGAACUGCAUGGAUGACUACAACCGUUGUCUACAUUCACCUCUGCGCCCUGGGGCGCAGUUGAACGGCGAUACCUGCCUUAUUCUCCCACGCCCUACAUUUGAUAUAACUGAGGACUGGUGCCUCGACGCCGAUGGCACAUUACCGUGGGCGCGGGCGGUUGAUCCUAAAGCUGUCCAGCUAUUUUGCGAACCACUGCCCGCUGAUCUACCCACUGUUGAUAAAGACCUUUUCAUCCUGAUGGCAGCAUGCAUGAUCAACAGCGAGAUGGAGUGCAUUGUUCGAGGAAUCUACCACCACCCUUUCUUCGCUAAGUGGUGGUUGAGGCAGGAAAAUGUGUCGCAGCACAUUCGAACGGCCAUCUAUGCCAGAUUAAUAAUGAAUAACGACUUGUCCUGGUUGAAUGAAAGUACGCCAGAUUCCGAUCUACCGAUUCUAAUAUGGCAUCCAAAACCUGCAAGCAAGUACACCUCCACCGAGUUGGCACGGCGCCGACCAUCGAUGACGCCGCAGAUUGCACGCGCUUGUAUAAAUGCCAACUAUCAAGACUUAUUCGACAGCUUGGAUGCAACCCCGGACAUAUUCCUCUGGGUCGAUGCCGAGAAGGUUCCAAAUACCUACUAUCUUAAGCAGAUUGAACAGAAAGCAAUGGAGCUGGGACUAGAUCGAUUUGAGCUUUCUGUGUUUGAUUCGUCCACUGAGUGCCCUGAGCAUAUGGCAUAUUUUUGGCCACAGAGACCUGACGUGACAGAGAUGUGGCCGAUGGCUUUGCUCGCCCAGGAAAUGGUUGGUAUCGGGUAUCACGAUCUCAACCUUGUGCGCGAGGUUACUGUCGACCAGGUUGGAUUCGAGGAGGAAGGCGAUGCUUUAGCAUCUGUAGUAGGGGGGAUCUUGCUAAUGCGUGCUUGGCAGAUCCGUCGAGACCUACCAUACGUGGAAUUGGAGGAAGACCGUAAGAUGGUGGGCUUGCGGCCGAAUCCACGAACAUCAGGGCUGUAUUAG